GCCCACGCCGCCCGUGCCGGCGCUCGGCCGAGGAUGCUCCCGGCCCUUUGUCCCCCCGCGGCAGCCUUCGGGAGCACUCUCGUCCUGGGUCGGUGAAGGUUCUUUCUCCCUCUUUCCCCCAACCCUUCAUCUCUUCCCGGCGAGGCAGCCCGCCCAGGAGGGCUUUAACAUCAGUCCUCUCCGUGUGGUGGGUGAAGUUGCUGCCAUGCCCGCUGCUGGGUCCCGGCGCACCGGGAGCGGCGGGGAGCAGGAUUUACCGGGGAGUUGUGCUGCAGACAAUGCACAGCAGCAGCAUCUGGAGCAGCCCUGGGGACUGGAGCUCCGGUUUUGACAUUGCUACACACACAGAGCACCAGCCGCAAUGACAGCAGCUGCCUGGAGUGGCUGCAGGCAGCAGGCAGGAGCAUGAAGUGAAGAGAUCACUGCAGUGCUCAAGAUGAACUCCUCCUUGGUUGGCAACCAGAGUGGCCGGCCGUUCUGUCUCCUGGCCAUUAGCUAUUUGGAGACCAUCAAUUUUUGCCUCCUGGAAGUGGUUAUUAUUGUGUUCCUCAUGGUGCUGAUUAUUUCGGGCAACAUCAUUGUGAUAUUUGUCUUUCACUGUGCACCUCUGCUGAACCACCACACCACCAGCUACUUCAUCCAGACUAUGGCGUAUGCUGACCUCCUGGUGGGCGUGAGCUGUCUGGUGCCUUCUUUGUCUUUGCUGCACUAUCCUGUUGUUUUAAGUGAGUCCUUGGUUUGCCAAAUCUUUGGUUAUGUGGUAUCAGUGCUGAAGAGCGUCUCCAUGGCCUCUUUGGCGUGCAUUAGUAUUGACAGAUACAUCGCCAUCACGAAGCCGCUGACCUACAACACGCUGGUGACCCCAUGGAGACUUCGAAUCUGCAUACUGAUCAUUUGGCUCUACUCCUGCCUGGUCUUCUUACCCUCCUUUCACUGGGGAAAGCCUGGAUAUCACGGGGAUGUGUUCCAGUGGUGUGCCAAUUCCUGGAACACCGAUCCCUAUUUUACCCUCUUCAUUGUGGUGAUGCUCUACGCCCCGGCUGCUUUCAUCGUCUGCUUCACUUACUUCAACAUCUUCCGCAUCUGCCAACAGCACACCAAGGAGAUCAACGAGAGGCGAGUGCGCUUCAGCUCUCAGGAUGGGGAGGCUGGGGAGGCGCAGCCCUGCCCGGACAAGCGCUAUGCCAUGGUUCUUUUCCGCAUCACCAGUGUCUUCUACAUCCUCUGGUUGCCCUACAUCAUCUAUUUUCUGCUGGAGAGCUCCAAUGUCUAUAGUAACCGCGUUGCGUCCUUCUUGACCACUUGGCUUGCCAUUAGCAACAGCUUCUGCAACUGUGUUAUUUACAGUCUCUCCAACAGUGUCUUUCAGAAGGGGCUUAAGCGGCUUUCGGGGGCUAUUUGUGCCUCUUGUGCUAGACAGAGGGUAGCUAAGGACUCCUCUACCUCUAGGAGCAAAAGAUCUUCCAAUGGAUGUCAUGUCUAAGACUCCUAUCAGCUGAACUGGGAAGUGCAGGGACAAUUCCAUAAAUAGCAAAAAUAAGUUAAAUAUGAUUUUAAGAUGUCCAGAUUUGCAAAAAGGUCUCUGAGAAAUGCUGCUGACAUAGAAGAAUCAGGAGCACAUAUCAGUGUGGCUAAAAAAUAUUGCUGUGGAGGAGGCUGUGGAGUUUCACCUCCAUAUUCAUUUUUAAGAAUAAAGCUGUAUCUUGACACUUACCUCUCCAGCUGGUG
Melopsittacus undulatus (budgerigar) is the source of this 1728-nucleotide messenger RNA. RefSeq names its product G protein-coupled receptor 21 (gene GPR21). The transcript is spliced from 2 exons. Gene Ontology annotation, molecular function: G protein-coupled photoreceptor activity. NCBI's taxonomy places the organism in Eukaryota, Metazoa, Chordata, Aves, Psittaciformes, Psittaculidae. The record is from RefSeq and is a predicted model, not a curated record. Bases 437 to 1483 code for a protein of 348 amino acids. Gene Ontology annotation, cellular component: plasma membrane. Gene Ontology annotation, biological process: G protein-coupled receptor signaling pathway; cellular response to light stimulus; phototransduction.